AUGGCUACGGUGGUGGAUCUUGAAGCAACGGCUAAGCUGGUGGACCUCGAAGGAAAGGCUACGGUGGUGGAUCUAGAAUCAACGGAGACGGUGGUGGAUCUUGAAUCAACGGAGACGGUGGUGGAUUUAGAAUCAACGGCGACGAUGGUGAAUCUAGAAGCAACGGUGGUGGAAGAAACAGAGACGGUUGUGAAAGUGAAAGGACUGUUGGGAAAGUUUGUGGCGUAA
This is a messenger RNA of Eruca vesicaria subsp. sativa (arugula), 228 nucleotides long. NCBI's taxonomy places the organism in Eukaryota, Viridiplantae, Streptophyta, Magnoliopsida, Brassicales, Brassicaceae. The record is from the annotation of a GenBank genome assembly.